Molecule: messenger RNA, 819 nt
Organism: Lolium perenne
Lineage: Eukaryota; Viridiplantae; Streptophyta; Magnoliopsida; Poales; Poaceae
Biological process (GO): regulation of DNA-templated transcription
Molecular function (GO): double-stranded DNA binding
Source: RefSeq, a predicted model, not a curated record
AUGCCUAUGUCACUCUGCGCCGACGUGGACAAGACCCUGGCCCCCGUCGUCGCCGGGCUCACCGGCCACGGCCCCCCUCGUGCCGAGGUCGCGCGCCUCGUCUCGCUCGGCCGCCCCAUCUUCCGCAAUAGAUCCCUCCCAUCCAACCUACCCUACUACCUAUCCCUCUUCGGAUCCUACGAGAACCUCCUUACGUUACUCAACCAGAGCCCCCAUCUCCUCGGAUACAGCCUGGAGAAGGUGGUCAAGCCCAAUGUCGCAUUCCUGCGGGAGUGCGGGCUAGGAGAUUGCAUUCUGUCUAAGGUGCACCGCUAUACGGCACAGAUACUUGGCGCCAAACCAGAGCGCCUCCCUGCAAUGUUGGCAUGCGCUCAAGGUCUCGGUGUACCCCGUGGAUCUCCGAUGUUCAAGCAUGUGCUAUACGCCGUGGCAAUGGUCGGCGAGGAUAAAAUCGCUGCCAAAGUGGAUUACUUGAAGGAAACUUUCGGGUGGUCGGAUGCUGAGGUAGGUAUUGUUGCUUGUAAGACUCCACAGCUGCUGCAGAGGUCUAAGGACACGCUGCGCCGCUUGUCCGAGUUCUUUAUCUCUGAGCUGGGUUUGGAACCCACAUACAUUGCUCAUCGGUACUACGCGGUAAAGUUUCUCAAGAAAAAUGGAUUCGUCAAGUGCUUCCCGAGCUACUAUACAAUUUUCCUGAGGACCGACAAGGUAUUCGUGGAGAGGUACAUAUGCCCUCACAUGGAAGCUGCUCCGCACCUCUAUGAAGACUAUGUUGCCGCUUGCAAAGGGGAAGUGUCCACUAGAUUCUUAUCUGCUUGA